Osmia lignaria (orchard mason bee) is the source of this 7081-nucleotide messenger RNA. RefSeq lists its product as uncharacterized. Gene Ontology annotation, molecular function: RNA polymerase II complex binding. Lineage: Eukaryota; Metazoa; Arthropoda; Insecta; Hymenoptera; Megachilidae. The record is from RefSeq and is a predicted model, not a curated record. Gene Ontology annotation, biological process: mRNA 3'-end processing.
UUUUGGUUCCAAAAAGAUGGCGGACCCUUGUUUUCAAGCUCGGUCAUAUAGAAAUGCGAUAGUUUUGAAAUACGCAGCGAAAGUUGACAUGUUGUGUACACAAUAAUGCUGAGUGCGUGAAAUUAUUAUACGAUAGAUUUAUGUUCAAUAUCUAAACAGUUUCUUUAAGCAUCAUAAGUGCAUAAAAGCGGUGUCUUCAGCGUGCGGAUUAUACGAACUCCAGUUCGAGUGAUUUUUUGAAAUUUUUGUUAUUUUCUGUGCGAAACACCGGCUGAGAAACUAAAAGAUUGCAUUGUGGUUCAAAGAGUAAAAUGAUUUCACCCUGAUGAAUGUUUACGUGGUUCAAUACCCCAAGAAUUGACAUACUAGCAACAGUACUUGGUUAGGUUGAUUGACUAGGUAGACAUUAUACCUAUGAUAUCCGAACAACGUUCCACGUGUUCCUCUCGGUGGUUCACGUUAAAACGUGAUAUUGUAUCAAGUUCUUAAGAAGCAUAUUAAAUGAAUUAUUUUAAUCCAUAAUGGCUACAAGUGAUUUUGAUGUGGAGCUCUUUGAGCGAAGACUUCAUACACUGAAGGAUUCGCAGGAGUCAAUACAAGGUCUUUCAGCUUGGUGCUUGGAAAGGCGACAGCAUCAUAAGAAAAUUGUUGCUACUUGGUUGCAAGUACUAAAGAAGGUGAAAGUUGAGCAUCGCCUGACACUUUUUUAUUUGGCAAAUGAUGUGAUCCAAUAUUCCAAGAGAAAAAAUUUUGAAUUCGUGGAAUCAUGGGGUACAACUUUACAAAGAGCAACAACAAUGGUUAGAGAUGAGAAAGUGAAACACCGUAUAUUAAGGAUUUUUAAAAUAUGGGAUCAACGGCAAGUAUACGACGAGGAGUUCCUGGCGGAUCUGUCAGGACUAAUUUCUGCAGCUCCAAAGAAGAAAUUAGAUCCUCAACCAUCGGUUCCACCAGAAGAAUUUCAAGCUGCUUUACUUAUCUCUACUAUGAGAUCAUGUGCUACAUUAGAACAAGCAACUGAUGCCAGAUUAAGAGAUUUACGUGAAAGUAAUAUAGACAUAGAGAAUGCAGAAGAAUUGUGCGCUUCUUUAAAAGAUAGAAGAAGGGUAGAAGAUGCAGAGAAAGAGGUGGAUUUGGCAGUGAGAAAUGUUGAAAAUUACGUUCGUGCGUUAGAAGCUGAAAUCAGAGAAAGGACACAAGUUCUUGAAUUGCUGGAACAGGCUGAUCAGUUUUAUGAAACUCAAAGAGGUGAAGUGAAAAUAGUUACGAACGCUUAUCGAAAUUUCGGGAGUCGUGUAAAGAAUUUAAAGAAGAAGCUGGAUGAACUUCUACCGACGUUAGUUUCUCCAAUUCCAUCGCCAGACAUAAAUGCCCCAUCUCCAAGUCCUGACAGUGACAUAGAACUUCCAGGAGAUGAAAAUCAAACUCAAAAUCAGUUAGGAAUGAUAGAUGUAGCACCACCGUCUAUGUAUGGUUCAUAUUCACACGAAUACGAUCCUGUCCCUGUACCAGCCCCUGAAUUAAGUCAAGGCAAUGAUUCUGGUGAUUUUACUAAUAAUUUCUCAUCCUUUAUGGGAGGAAAUAUGGAUUUUGGUAAUAUGAGGAACAUAUUCAAUGAAAGGUCGUCGACGCCUACUGGAAUGUCACAACCGUAUAACGAUUCGAUAGAGGCUAAACCGAUAGAGGUAAUCAACAUGAGGCCCUCGAAAAACGAAAGUAGCGGAGUCGACUUUAAUAUCUCUAGUUUCUUAAAGACUGUUCUUCCCUCUUCCGACGGAACGCAAGAUUCUGGCGGGAUUCCUGGCCUUGGUUUAGAUAUUCCCGAAUCGCAAGUGGAAUCUCCGCAACGUUCAACUUACAGGCAUUCACCUGUAUUAGGACAGCAUCCUGUAACCCCGGUGAUCUCGAGAAUGAUGGGUAAUCAGAGUGCGCCCAUAGGUGUGCCUAAUUGCCAGAUAAGUCACAGUACUCCCUUACCUGUCCGGAACUUGUCUGCUGAAUCGCAUACACCGUCACCAUACUCCAGUCAGAACAGUCAGAGUAAUAUAACCGUACCUUUCGAUGGGCCUACUAAUAAUAAUACCGUUAAUCCUUUACCACCUCCGCCCUUACCUCCGCCUAUUUUUCUCGACGAUGAAAAUUGUUAUAACAAAUUGCCACCCAAGUUUCCUACGUGGACACCGCCAAGUGAACCCAUCAAGGAACCAGCCAAGUGGGAAGAAAAGGGGCUUGGUGUGUUUGCAGGGAAAAAUAGUAUGAAUCCAACUUGGCCCGGUGAAUGCGACGAAAAACCAAAGGUAUGGAUGGACGGAGAUCCGGACAGAUGGAACUCUAACAAUGAUUCUACGUGGGUCGGACCGGUUAGAAGGAAAAACGAGAUUUUAUCUGAAACACCAGAAUCACCGCCUAUCUAUGAAAAAAGUGGCUUCACAGAUCCAGUGGAGUACGACGACUCUCAACCACAAGAAUCUCUUUUAAGUACUGCCGGGGACGUUGAUCAUAGAGUGAUACCUAUUCCGAUGACGAUCGAAAAUCAAUUACCGUAUCGUUUGAUGAAAGCAGCUGACGUCGAUCAUCGUAAUUUGAUCAGUUUGACCGGAAGUCCGGCGAAUCAUAACGUCAAUGACGCUUCUAUGAACGUGUUGUCUAACGCUAAUAAUUUAUGGUCAACGGGGGAUCAGGAUUAUAGGCAACACAUGCAACCUGGCGAUAUCGUGGAAAGCGUAGAUAUGGAGAUGUCGGACGACGAGACCGACAGUAAACCAAAGGGAAGGGUAUUGGUUGACGUGAGAUCGCAGGAUAGGGAUAUGAGAGUUAAUAACCAGGUAGCAUCGUCGCAGCACAUGGAUAUGGAUAUGCGUAUGAUACCGCUUCCACCUACCGGGCAACUGCCAGGAUCGCACGGACAGAUGAUGCAGGACGUACACAUGAUGCAUCAAGGACCCCCUCCACCUCCACCACCGCCACCACAGUUUCACCCAGGUCAACCUUUUCACCAAGACCAGACAGACUUUCGUCGCAAUCCUUCGACAGACUUUCAUCCAGCCCAGUCGAACUUCCAUCAAAACAGGCCACCGCCUAAUUUUCUACAAAAUCAGCAGGAUUUCAGCCCUCAGGAGUUCCAUCAGAUGCAUCAAAAUCAGCCUGACUUUCCGCAACAGGACUUCGAGUAUCGUGAUAAUCAUAAUCUGCGAUCAAAUCAAGAGUUCCUCGGCGAGCCACAAAUGCGCGGCAGGUACUCGCAGUCGUCCGAGCAUCAACACCGUGACAUGCCCUUCCAUCGGAACGACCGAGGAGGUCGCGGUGGUCGAGGAUUCCCUAGGAACCGACGGGACAGAUACUCCGACGAUCACAAGCAGAGGAACAUGCAGAAUAAUCGUAAAUCACGAUCGCAGGAUCAUCACAGAUCAUCGCCAGAGAUUUUGCCGAACAGUCGACCUUUGUUGCUGCAAGCACCCGACACCGUGGUGAUACUCGACGAAGAAGGUAUGCCGAUCGGGCUUCCAACCGAGAAGGAGAUCUUAGCAAACUUGGAGCAUCCAACGGAUACGGAGCAGGAUGACAAUUGUCAGUCGAUGUCUCAGCAAGCUCGUAAAUUAUCUCAUGGUACGCCAAAUUCUUGCGAUCUCGAGCAACAACAGCCCGUUUAUUCGAGCGGAUCGGAUCUCGUUCACGAACACGAAUCCGAGCCCCCGUCCAUGGACCCGGACGAACAACAACCGAAUCAAAUAAACAUUUUACCAGCGCUGACGGAUCCGAAAGAUUCUCAACGCAAUCAGUACGUUCCUGUAGCGGAAUACGAGGAACAAGUAGAAUCCGAACCUGUAAUAUCGGAUAAGACUUGCGACGGUAACGAGUCUCUCGAAGAUCCUGGACAGGAGAUGAACUUCACCGAACAGCCUCACCAUACGACGGAUCAGUUGGACGAGCUCGUUGGUACCGCGGCAAGUAACGAUCUGAAGAGAACGUCGACCAACGGGAAUUUCGACGAGGACGACAACGUUAGUUCCUGCAAAAAGCGAAUGACCAUGUCGAACGGUCCUCAGACGGCAACCGAAUCCGAUUCCGGAUUGAACGGACCGAUACCACAGGCUUCCGGUGAUCACUCAGCCGUGUACGAUUUCGACGCACCUGUCGGACCGAAUUUCCGACCUCGUCUCGGUGGUCCUGUUCCAUUCCCUCCAUGGAGAGGUGGUCUACCACGGGGUAGAGGUUUCAGAGGUGGACCCAGAGCUCCUUGGAUGGAUAGAGGGCCUCGUGGACCGUCCCUUGGCAAUUUCAUACCGAGAGGAUUGAAACGCGGUGGACAAUUCAGGGGUAAUGGUUUUCGUGGUCGAGGAAGGGGUAACAGUUGGUAGAGAGGGUUUACGAGGUUCACCUGUUUUUUUGGUUCUCUCUAAGGAAAUUUUUAUCAACAAAGAAAGAGAUUUGCAUCGCUUUUGACGAUCGUUUUUGUAUCCUGUACAUAUUAUAAUACGUAUUUACUAAACGUCGAACAUGUUCCGACAAUUAUACCGCGUGCAUCUCUCGACGAUAGAGGGGCAGAAAGUGAUCGCUUGAUAGCGGGAUCUUCCUUGUCGAAGAUGUUCGUGUCUCUGUGCGAUUGACUCGCCUAUAUACAUAUAUAAAUAUAUAGAUAUAUAAAGGACAUAACACGUAAAAAACAGACACACAAGAACAUACAAUCUCUUUCUCUCUCUAUCUAUCUCUGGAGGUAAUUAACUUCACAAUAUAACACACCGUAACACGUUUGUUAAGAUCUAGAUGUAUUAUUGAAGCGGCGCCUAAAAACUAUCAUCGAUAGAAUUACUCAUUGAAUAACUAUUGUAAAAGCAGAAGCGAGAGGUAUCGUUUCGCGGCUGUCGCUUCGGUAAUUAAUCAACACACGUUACUCUUAUAGGAUUUUAUUGUAAGGCAAUGAAACUUCUGUUUUACUUAUGCGUUUAACGAGUACAAGCAAAAGAAAGAAAACUAUUUAUCGUCAGCCGAGUUGACCUGUGAAAGUAAUUCGUUUCGGCGAGUUCAAUGAUCUGAGACACCGCGUUACAGGGGUGGUGAAAAGCAUGUAAAAAGAUGAAAGAGAAAGAGAGUAAACUCGAAGGUCGUCAGAAUUCGUUUCACGGGUCGCUAAUUUGUUCACUUGCCUCUGACACGUUUAAUAUACACAUACGCUAUAACUGCCUGUUUCAUUUCUCGUCCGGGGCUCUUUAUUAUAAACAGGCAUGUCAACGAAUCAUUCGAGAUAAGUGUAUUGUAAUAAAAAUGCAAUGUUUAUGUUAUAGUCCGCUUGGUACAUUUCCCCCAAUGUUUUAUGUUAUUCGAAGCUCAUAGUUAUUCACACGCGGGCGUUUAGUUCUCUGAACGAGAUCGGCGAACGAAUCGAAGGAGUAGCAAUUAAAAAUAAUGAUUCUAUAGACAAGAGAGCCUUGUACGACGAUUCCAUAGAGUUUCAUUUUCUUUAUUCCAUUGCGAGAGAAGAAGGGCGAAUGUAAAAGAGUUCCGUUGGCGAUGAUGCGUUUGCUCGGUUAACUCGUUUUCCCUUUUUCUUCUAUUUCCUUUUUCAUUUUAUCGUUUCGCUCGGUGCGUUUCAUUUACAUACACAAACGUUUCUGUAUCGUGAACAUUGUAAAACCUGUACAUAAUUCGACGCAUUAUAAAAUAAUGUAAACGCGAUUCCCCCGGUUCUUUAAGAUUUUUCAAAAUAGACGUCGACCCUCGAUCGUCGAGUAGUUUCUAGUGGUACUUUAGCUUGAAAAAAAAAAAGAAAAGAAAAUCGUUUAAUCUUGUUAAGCGAACACUGCGAGCAGACGAAUCGUCGCCAAGAUAACUUAUUGUAGAUAAUGGACAUUAGCGAAGCGCACAGGAAAUUAAAGUGUAGCAAGACAAAUCCUUGGAAAACAAUUAAUUGUUUAAUAAAACAUUGCAAUCUACCGAGGACCCUUGCCAACGCUCGUUCGAAAAAACCCCGUUUUUGAUUGUACACUGUAUAUUUCUUUUCUGAAACCCAUUUGUUUCAACCCUUUAAAGCAUUCCGAUCUCUCGCAAGGGUUUCGUUUCCUCUCCGCCCGGAGGAACUGAAGCCUCGUUGUCUGUUUGAAUUUUAUUUAUGGAUAAAAUGGGAACAUUUUGUGAUAUCCAUAGAUCCUUUUCCGCCUGUGUACGAUGUUCUUUUUUUUUUUUUCUUUGUUUGUUUUUUUAAUUACUUCACGAAUCAAUAUCGUGUCAAUCCAUUUCGAUGCAUUUUGUUUUUUUAUUCGCAGACUCGAAGUAUUUCUAGACUCCUAGAUUAUCUAUGAUCUUGUGCAUCUAUAAAUACUUUGUUCCAUCAACGACUGUGUUCAUUUUUUCUUUUCUCUUAGGAAAUCAAAGAUAGAAAGCGUUACUGGAAGAUUGAGAAAUCUCUAUCAUUGUGCUUUUCUUUUUAAUGAGAUCUAAGUUUUCUUUCUUUCCAUAGAUCCAUGGCGUUUUUUUCGCUAAAAAAAAAAAAAAAAAGAGAAAGAAAACAUCUUUAAAAUUGAAUUUUAGUUUCUUAUUUCAAAGUGCGAAUGACUUUAUACAAAGGAAGCUUGUUCGUUUUCUUCUUUAAUUUUUGAUUCAUUGAUUUCUUCACCAACCACCAUCACCUGGAAUACGUUGUUAACGAGCAUCUUUCUUUAUUAUUAAUUAUCUCGUAGACGAAGUCUGUUAGAAGAGAAUGAAAUUUAUCGAUUCGACGAGCAAUUCAAGCUGCAGGCAACGGGAUACAAGUUCGUCGUUCGAAUUUUCAUCUAUCGUCUCAUUUUCCGAAUGCUUUAAAGGGCGAAGUCGCGCGGACCUCAAAGAGCGUCGAGCGUGGAUCGUUUCGUUACAGGCACAGAUUGAUUUGUAACACGAAUGCGAGCUUGUAGAAUGUAUAAAUACGCAUUGUACAGUGUUCAACGUUAUCGUUUUCCUCUUUUUUUUUUUAUAUUCUUCACGAGGGAGAGACCGACUCCUUGUUAAGUUCCUCCCUCUUCGUGCUUUCUUUCUACGACCCUUUUCUUUUUGUGUAAUCAUAUGAUCGACAACAAAGGAAACUGAAUAAAAUAUACUCGCGUGGAAA